CCACUCCGUGACGUCAUGGAGGUGGGCGGUGAGGCUGAGGGGGCGUCAACGGCCGAGGUGAUAAGCAUUGUGGGUAGAGCCGUGUGCGCAGGCGUGCUGCUGACGGUGGCCUUGUACCUGCUGCGCGCUCUGUGUCACAGCAUGGCCUGGAAAUGCGGCGGGGACAGCCAAGCGGAGCUCGUCAACAACCUGCGCAAAAAUGGAAUUAUCAAGACAGAGCGGGUUUAUCAAGUAAUGUUAGCCACAGACCGCUGCCACUAUGUAAAGAGUAACCCCUACACAGAUUCCCCACAGUCUAUAGGUUUCCAGGCUACAAUCAGUGCCCCACAUAUGCACGCAUAUGCCCUGGAACUGCUGCACGAUCAAUUGUCUGAAGGAGCUAAAGCACUUGAUGUAGGUUCUGGCAGUGGAAUCCUCACAUCUUGUUUUGCACGGAUGGUUGGUCCAAAUGGAAGAGUGGUAGGGAUUGAACAUAUUAAAGAACUGGUAAAUGACUCCACGACUAAUGUAAAGAAAGAUGAUGCAUCUUUGCUUUCCUCAGGAAGAGUAAAAUUUGUAGUGGGUGACGGAAGACAAGGGUACCCAGAGGAAGCUCCAUAUGAUGCCAUUCACGUGGGAGCUGCUGCAAGUACAGUACCACAGGCACUACUUGAACAGUUAAAGCCAGGUGGGAGGAUGAUUUUACCUGUCGGCCCUCCUGGCGGAAACCAGAUGUUGGAGCAGUAUGAUAAGCUAGAAAAUGGCAGCAUCAGUAAGAAGCCUCUGAUGGGAGUGAUCUAUGUGCCUUUAACAGAUCAAGAAAAGCAGGUGCCAAAGUGGAAGUGAUUCUGCACAACCCAUUUCUCAGAAACAAGGGAUGAAAUGUGAAGCUUCAUCUGUGUGCUCAGAACCUGACAUUAAUGUGGAGUGGAUAUCUCCUGUUCUAAAUGCUUUGAAAAAUGACAGCAUUGCAGCUUGUUUUGGACUUAUACACACACAAUCACACACUCAUACUUAAUGAUUUGUGUGGAGCAGUGUUCUUUUAAUAGUUCAACAAACUAGCCUGGGAAAGGGCUGCUGUGAUGAGUAAAAAUAAUACAUCCGGCGCUGGGAGAAGUUUUCUGAGGCUUGGUUUAGUUUUCAAACUGGCAAGAGUGAAGCUGCAGCAAGGAAGGCCAGUAGAAGUGUGGUGUGGCUAGUUAACCCCCACCCCCACCACCCCAAAUGAUAAA
Molecule: messenger RNA, 1211 nt
Organism: Mobula hypostoma (lesser devil ray)
Lineage: Eukaryota; Metazoa; Chordata; Chondrichthyes; Myliobatiformes; Myliobatidae
Gene: pcmt1
Product: protein-L-isoaspartate (D-aspartate) O-methyltransferase
Exons: 8
Coding region: 16-825 (269 amino acids)
Biological process (GO): protein modification process
Cellular component (GO): cytoplasm
Molecular function (GO): protein-L-isoaspartate (D-aspartate) O-methyltransferase activity
Source: RefSeq, a predicted model, not a curated record